Salmo salar (Atlantic salmon) is the source of this 10183-nucleotide messenger RNA. The record is from RefSeq and is a predicted model, not a curated record. NCBI's taxonomy places the organism in Eukaryota, Metazoa, Chordata, Actinopteri, Salmoniformes, Salmonidae.
AAAGCACAAUAGGAACUGACUGAGACAAGUGGCUGGCUGGUUGGCACUUGGUAUGAACAUCAGCGCUUGGCGGUAUUACUGCUUUCUGCCCAUCUCUGAGCGGUUUGAGCUCCGCACCGCCCCCUCCUACCUGUAAAUCUCUCUAGCGUUCACUGGAGCGAGCGGCUCUGACAGGCACUAUCAACUGGCCGAUCUGCGUGAGCCUGGAUCAAGGGGAAGGAAUGGGGACAGUCAGUUGCGAAGGCGACAUCACCCGAGCGCUUGUAUGUCAGAAAGCGAGCACGCCGCUAGAUUAUGUCGUUUAUGUUUUCGCAUCGUGGCAACAGUUUGGGGACUUGAAAUAGCUUCUGCCAUUCAAAAACCAUCGAGGCUAUCGAUUAAAUUGGCGUUAAGAAAAGUGAAAUCGAUUUCCCACCGUUAAUCGACCGAAUCCCUGGAUGGAAGACGACUUGAGAGGUCGGACUGAAACUGUUUGAAGAAAACAGCCUUUUUUCAAUGUCGCUGCGCCUAUCAUAAUCUGAAACAUCACUGGCAGCCUCGACGGCUGCUAGAUGAGACAGACCAUCUUUGCCAUGGCAUUGGUCCUGAAAAACUCGGAAAACCUCUCAAAAUGAAAAGCGCUCAACGUUUGUCAUUACUGCGGAUUUAAAUGCCUCUCGCGAAUGGACACCGACCGGCUAUUUCGGUCCAGUUAGUGAGUGCGGCGUCUUCGACUGUCGCGGAAAUCUGAAAUAGAUUAAAAUAAACAUACAAUUAAUUAGGUGCAGGUGAGAAUAUAUAACGCAUAGUUUUUUUUUUUUAAGCAAUAUGGCUGGUGAGUGGGGCUGGGGACGCUGGCAUAGGCUCUCCAAGGCUCCUAGAUGCUAGCUGAGGCGGACGCCACCGUUCCCCAUGGAAGCGGCAACUCUAUGAUGAGUAGAAAUAACUAUUUUAACAAAAAUCCGGACUCCUCGAUCUCUAUGUCCAAGAUGGACGUGAUCAUCCCCUUCUCGCCAGACGUGCCCUGCGACAACAAUGGCCAGCGCAUGUGGUGGGCAUUCCUCGCCUCCUCCAUGGUCACGUUUUUCGGGGGUCUCUUCAUCAUUCUCCUGUGGAGGACCCUCAAAUACCUGUGGACCGUCUGCUGCCACUGUAACAUCAAAAAGAAGGAGGCCCAGAAGGUAAAUAACCCUGCUAACAGUCAGGUAGCAGACGGUACAGCUAAGGGUCCUGAUGAGAAGGACGAAGUGGUCCCUGCCAGCGAGGUGGGCUGGAUGACCUCCGUGAAGGACUGGGCCGGGGUCAUGAUAUCAGCACAGACACUCACCGGCAGAGUCCUGGUUGUGCUAGUUUUCGCUCUCAGCAUUGGAGCACUUGGAAUAUACUUUAUAGAUUCUUCUGAUCCCAUAGAAUCCUGUCAGAAUUUCUACAAAGAUUUCACGUUACAGAUCGACAUGUUCUUCAAUGUCUUCUUCCUCCUCUACUUUGGCUUGCGGUUCAUAGCAGCCAAUGAUAAGCUGUGGUUCUGGCUGGAGGUCAACUCAGUUGUGGACUUCUUCACUGUUCCUCCUGUCUUCGUAUCUGUCUACUUGAACAGGAGCUGGCUGGGUUUAAGAUUCCUGAGAGCCUUGAGAUUGAUACAGUUCUCUGAAAUUUUACAGUUUUUGAAUAUCUUAAAAACAAGCAAUUCCAUCAAGCUGGUGAACCUGUGUUCCAUCUUCAUAAGCACAUGGCUAACAGCUGCCGGAUUCAUACAUUUGGUGGAAAACUCAGGGGAUCCUUGGGAAAACUUCCAAAAUUCCCAGUCACUUUCCUAUUGGGAAUGUGUCUACUUGCUCAUGGUCACUAUGUCAACAGUGGGCUACGGGGACGUCUAUGCAAAAACCACCCUGGGACGCCUGUUCAUGGUCUUCUUCAUCCUCGGGGGUUUGGCCAUGUUUGCUCGCUACGUGCCAGAAAUUGCUGCUCUCAUCCUUAAUCGGAAGAAAUACGGAGGGAGUUAUAACUCAACACGAGGCAGAAAGCACAUUGUGGUUUGUGGUCAUAUUACGCUCGAAAGUGUCUCCAACUUCCUCAAAGACUUCCUACACAAGGACAGGGAUGAUGUCAAUGUAGAAAUAGUUUUUCUCCAUAAUAUUUCCCCUAAUCUUGAGCUGGAAGCCUUGUUUAAACGCCACUUUACCCAGGUAGAGUUCUACCAGGGAUCUGUUCUCAACCCUCACGAUCUGGCCAGAGUCAAGAUUGAGUCAGCAGACGCCUGUCUGAUUCUGGCUAAUAAGUACUGUCCAGAUCCCGAUGCUGAAGACGCCUCCAACAUCAUGAGGGUCAUCUCUAUCAAGAACUAUUCCCCCAAGAUACGAAUUAUCACUCAGAUGUUACAAUACCAUAACAAGGCUCACCUGCUCAACAUUCCUAGCUGGAACUGGAAGGAGGGUGAUGAUGCUAUCUGUCUAGCAGAGCUGAAGGCUGGCUUCAUAGCUCAGAGCUGUCUGGCCCAGGGCCUCUCCACCAUGCUGGCCAACCUCUUCUCCAUGAGGUCCUUCAUCGAGAUUGAAGAGGACACAUGGCAGAAGUACUAUUUAGAAGGGGUAGCUAAUGAGAUGUACACAGAGUAUCUGUCCAGUGCCUUUGUGGGGCUCUCCUUCCCAGCAGUCUGCGAGCUGUGCUACGUGAAGCUGAAGCUGUUGCUUAUCGCCAUCGAGAACAAGUCGGAGCUGGGAGAGAGCAGAAGCAGAAAGCGCAUCCUCAUCAACCCGGGGAACCACGUAAAGAUGCAGGAAGGAACUCUGGGGUUCUUCAUCGCCAGCGACGCCAAAGAAGUAAAGAGAGCAUUUUUCUACUGCAAAGCUUGUCACGAUGACAUCACAGACCCCAAACGGAUCAAAAAGUGUGGCUGCAAACGACUGAUUUACUCCAAGAUGUCCGCCUACAAACAAAUGAAACUGGCAUGUUGUUUUGAUUGCGGCCGUUCAGAGCGAGACUGCUCUUGCAUGUCAGGCAGUGUACAUAGUAACAUGGACACCCUACAGAGGGCCUACCCACUCUCCUCUGUCUCUGUUCAUGAUUGCGCAACCACUUUACGUGCCUUUGAAGAUGAGCACCCGUCAACUCUGUCGCCCAAAAAAAAGCAGCGGAACGGAGGCAUGCGAAACUCACCCAACAACUCCCCCAACAUGAUGAGCAGGCAUGAUCCUCUUGUAAUCCCUGGGAACGAACAGAUGGAGAACAUGGACAUGAACAUGAAGCAGUAUGACUCCACAGGAAUGUUCCACUGGUGUCCGUCUAAAGAGAUCGAGAAGGUCAUCCUGACCCGGAGUGAGGCAUCCAUGACGGUGUUGAGCGGCCAUGUAGUGGUCUGUAUAUUUGGAGAUGUCACGUCCGCUCUAGUGGGGCUGCGAAACUUGGUGAUGCCUUUGAGAGCCAGCAACUUCCAUUAUCACGAGCUGAAGCCCAUAGUGUUUGUGGGCUCGCUGGAGUACCUGAGGAGAGAGUGGGAAACCCUACACAACUUCCCCAAGGUCUCCAUACUACCUGGUACGCCAUUAAGCCGUGCAGAUUUAAGGGCUGUCAACAUCAACCUCUGCGACAUGUGCGUGAUACUGUCGGCCAAUCAGAACAAUAUCGACGACGCCUCGCUGCAGGAUAAGGAAUGCAUUCUGGCGUCGCUCAACAUAAAGUCUAUGCAGUUUGACGACAGCAUCGGGCUCUUGCAGGCAAACUCCCAAGGUUUCACGCCUCCUGGAAUGGACCGGUCCUCUCCAGACAGCAGUCCAGUACAUGGUUUAGCACGCCAGGCCUCUGUCACCACUGGCGCCAACAUCCCCAUCAUCACUGAACUAGCUAAACCUGGCAAAAUACUGCCUUUGGUUUCAUUCAGUCAGGAAAAAAAACUUGGAAUCAACAUACAAAUGAUAACUGAGCUGGUGAACGACUCCAACGUUCAGUUCCUGGACCAAGAUGAUGACGAUGACCCGGACACAGAGCUGUACCUGACACAGCCCUUCGCCUGCGGAACCGCCUUCGCCGUCAGCGUGCUGGACUCUCUCAUGAGUGCAACAUACUUCAACGAUAAUAUCCUCACCCUGAUCCGGACGCUGGUGACUGGGGGAGCCACCCCAGAGCUAGAGGCUCUACUGGCUGAGGAGAACGCCCUGCAAGGGGGCUACAGCACGCCACAGACACUGGCCAACCGAGACAGGUGUCGUGUUGCCCAACUGGCCCUGUACGAUGGGCCCUUUGCCGACUUGGGGGAUGGUGGUUGCUAUGGAGAUUUGUUCUGUAAAGCAUUGAAGACAUACAACAUGUUGUGCUUCGGAAUCUACAGAUUGAGAGACGCUCACCUUGCCACACCUAGCCAGUGUACCAAACGGUAUGUGAUCACCAACCCUCCGUAUGAGUUUGAGUUGGUCCCCACAGACCUGAUCUUCUGUCUGAUGCAGUUUGACCACAACGCGGGCCAGUCUCGGACCAGCCUUUCCCACAGCUCCCACUCCUCCCAUUCCUCCAGCAAAAAGAGCUCGUCUGUCCACUCCAUCCCCACCACCAACCGGCAGAACCGCAGCAGCAAGGCUCGGGAGGCUGGCCACAAACAGAAUGCAACAAGGAUGAAUAGAAUGAGCCAAGAAAGGAAAUGGUUUACAGAUGAACCAGAAAAUGCCUACCCACGGAACAUUCAGAUCAAGCCCAUGAGCACUCACAUGGCCAACCAAGUCAACCAAUACAAAUCCACUAGCAGUCUGAUACCACCAAUCAGAGAAGUUGAAGAUGAAUGCUGAAAACCAGGCCCCCUUGAUGACUCGUGAGAAUUCUGGACGCUCUUACGAAAGGAGAUAAGAGAUGGCGAACAGGGGGGAUGAUGAUGAUGAUUAAUUGUUCCCCACUCAUUCUACAGAUCAAGGGUUUGACAUAAACACAACAACUGGAAGGGGCCUCCUAUGUGUAUACCUGUAAUGUUACUUCCAUGCUCUUCAUGUUUCAUUUAUCAAUCUUCCAUAGAGAUGUACAUAAUGACAAUCUAAUGAGGAUUGUACACUCCCUCCCCCUUAGCACUUUUUGAAAUUAUUUGAAGAGUUGAAGAGAGAAGAUUAAGUACUUCCUGUAAUUAUUUGCAAUAGUUCAUCACCUCUUCGUGUGACCAGACUCCAUGGCUACUGUAGUUUGAGGUUACUAUUUGUUGUUGGAGGAUGAGGGUCACGGCAGUUCGCUCAUCGUUCAUCACAUCUCCCAAAGACGCCAUUGGGGCUGACCACUCAUACACCGUGUCUGUUUCGGUUCUAUUUGCACUAAAACUGAUCACGUUAUUUUGCAACACGACGACGGGAAACAUUGACAUCUCCCCAAAACAACACCCAUCACAAAAAUGUCAACUCUUUGGUUGUCGAUUCGUUGAACGAGAGAAAGGCUGCUUGUCAUUUGAAGAGGUGUACAGCUGUACUGUGUACAGAUCCAUUACAUCACUGCUUAGGGUAUGCUACUGUAUGUCAACAUGAUGUUGAGUAAUCCUCUGAAUGAAUGCAUUCGAGUCCUGUAGAAUGAGAUCAUCUUGUAAAUCAGUUGUUUUGAGACUCAGAGUAGUGUAAGAGAUAGUUCUGGGUUAAGCUGGUUGACCGUAUAUAGCUACACUGUACCUACACCUGUUCUGGUGAUAUCACAAUGGCUAUGAAUCAUAAUGAUGUUUUUGACCGUGUUUCAAGCUCCUAUCAUCGCAUGGUGCCUGAGCCCUUUUAUAACAAUACAGCGCAGAUGAUCAACUUAACCUGAAAACAUGAAAGGGACGAAGGACAACCUUGUCCUAUCCCUUAUGUUUAAACAUGAAAAGGGUGAAUGAACAACUUUGUCUUGUCCCUUGUGAACACGUUAAUUGAGUGAAAGGACAGCCUUGUACACAUCUUGCAUAUGGCAUGUGUGUACUGUACGUGGCAGCAAAUGUGUCCCCUCAAUAAAAACAUUGGUGGUACAUCUGAGUUAAAUGCACAAAUUAGUGUCGUCAUCUCUCCAUCAGUGUGUCUGCGAUGGUGGUUCAGCCUCUGAGGGAGCAGGAUGUGGGAUCAAGGCUUCAAACAUGAAAGACGUACAGGAACUAGCUCUGUCUGGGGGUUUCCGAUCAACUAAUGAACUAAGCAAACACGUUUCUAUGCUCACCAUCAUACCCAGUCACAUCACCGAUAAUACACCAUCUAUGAUUGAGCUGAUUAAAUGUGAACAAACAUUAGCUGUGUGCCCUAAAAAUGUGAAGGAAGCAUUUAAGCCCAAACCUAUUUAAGAACAAAAGAAAAAGCAUAUCAUUUCAAUAUUUUUUUGUCUGUUGAGAAAUUUGGAGAAACAAUGCCACAUAUUGCGUAAAAUGGGCAUCAGUGGGUCCUCCUUUGACCAGAGCCACCACUGCCUGGCACAGGGUUGGUAACAGAGGCAGCAAAGAGCUUGGAUGUUCUCCGCUGCCAAUCCUGAUGUCAUCAUGACACCUCUAAACACUAUGUUGGUAAACAUUAAGGGAAAAGCUCAAUCAUAGUUUUGCCACUGAUGACGAUGAAGAACGCUGGAGAAUACUGCCUGUGUUUUUCAUGUCAUUCUGGUCAAGGCGCAAGACAGUGCGUGUUAAAAAUUGACCGUUUCUAUUUUGUUUUUCAUCCAGAGCAGCCCAGACAGAGCUGCAGCCUUGGGGAGGAGAGGGUAUGGUGUCACAGAUGAACCAACUAAAAACUUCACCUGCAUACUUUAUACAUACAAAUAGGAUUAUUUUAUAUUCAUAUGAGCAUAAUCAUGUUGUACUUAUUUUUACACAUGACGUAGUGAGAAACACUUUGUGAAAGCAAUCCAUUAUUAUUAUUAUUAGGCCUAUAAUUACAUCAGAUCAUUUUAUUUCUAAAUUAAUCACUGUAUUUAACAUAAUCAUACCAAAAUGAUUCAUAACAAUUCUGAUAUGCUUAUAAUUACAAAUGCAUUAAUGAGGAAGAGUAGAAGUCCCCUCUCUUAUCCCUGAUAAAGUAUAGUGAUUAAGGGCACUAUUCAAUCCAUAUCGCAGAAGUUCAACAUUACAGUUUGAUUGAAAUUUAAAGGCAAUGUUUCCGCUUUAGCAGAGACUGCAUUCACAAUAAACGCUGCAUAUGUCCAGUGGUGGAAAAAGGACCUAAUUGUCAUACUUGAGUGAAAGUAAAGAUACCUUAAUAGAAAAUUACUCAAGUAAAAGUGAGUCACCCAGUGAAAUACUACUUGAGUAAAAGUCUAAAAGUAUUUGGUUUUAAAUAUAUAUAUUUGAAAGUAUAAAUAAUUUCAAAUUCCUUAAAUUAAGCAAACCAGGCAGCAUUGUCUUGUUUUUUAUUUAUUUAUGGAUAGCCAGGGACACACUCCAACACUGUGUUUAGUGAGUCCGCCAAAUCAGAGGCAUGACCAGGGAUGUUCUCUUGAUAAGUGUGUGAAUUGUUGUCAAAAAUAUUAAUAGUAAAGUACAGAUACCCCAAAAAACGACUUAAAUUGUACUUCAAAGUACUUUUCCUUAAGUACUUUACACCACUGCAUAUGUCGGCUCAAUCGGAAAAUACAUUUACAUUUCUAUCGCACAAUCUGUAACGCUUCAGUGAUACAGAUUGACUAGAGUCCUAAAAGUCAAUAUUGUAUAACAGAUAACAUAAAUCUAAUGAGAGCCCUAAGUCAAUAUUGUAGAAGAGAUAACAUAAAUCUUGUGAGAGCCCUAAGUCAAUAUUGUAUAAGAGAUAACAUAAAUCUAAUGAGAGCCCUAAGUCAAUAUUGUAUAGGAGAUAACAUAAAUCUAACUCUGAGCUUCUGUCUCAACUGUUGAGUGCUCCUCAAAACGUAAAUGGGCUUAGUUGAAGGAUCUCUGUAGCUGUAUUGAUAAACUUUAUUGUACUGCUCAUUUUCAUCUGCAGGCAAAUACGAAUAUUGUUGUCUGAGACAAACAGAAAUGUGACGUAAACAAUCACAAACAAACUUGAGUUUCAAUGGGUGUAAAUAAUACCCAGACAGUGAGCCAAUCGGAAAGGUGCAUGAAGCCCCGAUCUGAGGCAUUUAGCCAUUCAUUCUGUUCUGAGAGUAAAACUGGGUGACCUCUACUAUCAAUGAUUGACCUAAAUUAGGUCUCUUAGUAAGGAGAGAUACAUUGAAGUAUUGUUUUGUGGGUGUAUAAUGUCAUUCUUCAUGGACAUGUGUUUCUAACUAUGUGACAGAUUGUUGGAACAUCAUCAGGUUGUUUGCAUUGAACAGAUAGCCAUGAUAUUAUAGACUAAGAUAAUGUCUUUCUAAAGACCUGUCAUUCUUGACAAAAAAAGGACAUAUAUUUGUGUCUAAAUAUGUUGUGUAUAUUCAGCCAUUAUAUAGAUUUUUCUGAAGCAAAAUGUCCUGAGCUUUCUGUCUGUCUACUGGGUGUGGUGCGACUGCUCAUAAACAUUUUGUCCUGACGUGAACUUCUGAAGCUUUUGUGCUCACAUUGUUGUCACACUUUGUAGCAAGUAUAAUUCUUUUCAGAAAAUAUGUGAGUAAAAAUGUAUAUAUAAUUGGGUUGUUAAUAAUAUACUCGCUAGCCUGAAAAACAAGGAAUUCAUAUUUGACACUGACAAUGACUUGAUUCAUAAUACAUACUAUUGACGAAGGACAAAAUGAUUGUUUUGUCAUAAAUGGAAAAAAGUGUAAACUUGACUUGAGCAGGUUUAACAGGACCUGGUUAUAUGAACCAUCACAGAGGUGCAGACAUCAGCUGCUACUAGUUCAGCUUAUCACAGUACAGAGAGAACAUACCUCAUUUGUUUUCUUGUUAAAAUUGUUUCUUUAUCAGAGUUUACAUUCCAUUUUGUCAGCUCUCGUCAUUUAUGUCACCAUAGUAAUAUCCAUUAAUUGUUUGAAACUAAUUUGUAUUAUUUGUUUACAGUUUUAUUUUUUAUUCAGAAGUACUUAAAUAAAUAUCACUUUACUCAGAAAUCAAAUGGUACAAAUCACAACCCAAACAGAUGCAUACUUACAGAAUAGUCUACCAGUGUAUUUCAUUAUAUCUGAAUGUUUUUUUAUUUUCAAUACUUGUACCCACAAUUUGUGUGACUGUUUUGACUCAAACUGGAAAAGACACUGGACUGAAACCUGUUCUUACAUUAAACUUUAUCUCUUUUUGGCACAAAUACUCCACAAAUCUAUGGUACUGCUGUAUACCAUAUCAUAGGUUCGUACACGUCUUUGCAAUGUACGCCUCUAAAGUUAGUGUUUUGAAGUGCCAUGGAAAGUGUUGUUGAACAAGCAUCAUUCAGUCAUUCACUGACUCACUAACUCAGAAUGAGUAGGGAUUGAGUUAGUUCUUCUCAGAAAGGGAAGUAAAUGUAUGUGACUUAUACUGGCAUGGAGAACAUCCAAGCCAUCAAUGCCCCCAUGCCAGUAUUGUGCCAGGCAGUGCUGUAGGUAAAGAGGAGGGCCCAUUUCAAGACCCACUAUAGCGAAAAGUGGCAUUGAAAAGGAGGGAACAUGGGGCAGGGACAUGGGGCUCAUCAACCCUCAAAGUAUCAUACGUCUGUGUUGGUCGUACUGUCUGUAGCUUAAGGUACCCAUCUUGUUGUUAGGAGACUGCAGGGAGAGAUGUUAAAACGUGUUUGUUGUGUGGUAGAAGGUCUGAAUGACUGAAGGAUGCACAGAGAGCACGGGCCAGGCUGUUUCAUGUGCUCCGGAGUCUUUUAGUCCGCUUAAGAUAGUCAGGACUAUGAAACUUCACACAUUACUGUUACAGUAUGUUACAUAUUUUUGUUUAUCUAUUUUGUUACUGUAAAGGAUGGAUAAAAUAACUUAUUUGCUGGAAAAUGUACUAGAUGUAAUAAAAUGUAUAAAACUAUGGGGGGAUUUAAGUCUUAACAACACAUUGAAAUUGCAGGAGGCAAUUUUUGUUGAUUUUUUUAGGAAAAAAAGAAACUUGCAGUAUUUUGGGGGGUGGGCUGCCUAUCAGUUCGGGUGGAAUUCAGGACAUUGCUCUCACACGUCACAUAUCUGAUUCUUUGGCACACGGUCAUUGCAGAAAUCAGGAGUUUGACAUAGCAGUCUACUUAGUUUGGAUGGAUACAUGGAGGAUUUGAUGGUGCUGGGUAGAUCUACCUGACUCUGUCAAAUAUAGUCCGCUGAGAAAUAUACUGUCUUGUACAAAAAGUUUGUACAUAAAUUGUACAUGGUUUCUUUUUGUAUUUUCUCAAAUUAAAAUGGAUGUAUUUGUGUUCUAAAACUG